AUAGAAAAAAAUAAAUUCGAGCCUAGGUAAAUAUGAUUGACGGACACCUAAGAAAGUAUUUCAAAAUAAUCGAUAAUUAAGUGCAUUUGUACUUCGAGUGGAUACAGUAUGGAGAGUGGGUCGCAAUGAGCACUAUCGUAAACAGAAACCACGUGACAGGAAUCGCUGGUUGUCAGGAGUUUUGCAGCAGCGCCACGAAUGACGGCUAAGUCAGAGGAAGUUGCUUGGAGCAGCUGUGCUAGCAUGUAACCUUUCACGAGUGAGUUGGAGCGUCGCUACAGCUGAUAGGAAGGCAACGGCAUUCAUGGAUAUUGUGGACCCCCUAAGCCAGUUAAUUCCCAGUGAUCAGUUGGAUGAGUCCCUGGUAAUAGGUCAGAACUUGGAAUCCGACGCCAGUAAUGAGUUACGACCAGGAUAUAGACCUGAAGAUUCCCUGAAGAACAUGCUCAGUGACAAAGAUCCCAUGUUUGGAUGUGCAAAUACUCAGUUUAAUCUGCUGGGCAAUGAGGAUCCUGCUUUUCAGAUCGCGGAUUCAGCAGGUCCAGACAGUGGUUCCACAUCUAAAGACAUCACAAACUGCAGUGGCCCAAAGCCCAGAAUGCCCACUAACUCCUUAAUUCGAGGAAAACCAGGAAGAAAACCAGUCAACAGGCUACGCAAGUCCUUUCUUAUUGAAAAAGGAGUUAAAGGGCCUAAGCUUAAGCAAGAGCUGGCUCUGGGAGGGCGCAUCAACAUUCAUGAUCUUGAUAGUGGGUUAUGGUUGUAUCCAACAGUUGUGUUGAGGCGACUGACAGUCACAAUUGGAGGAUUUAAGAUUGAGUUGCUUCCAGGACCUUCUUACAUGCAAAGUGGCGAUACCAACCUGUCGGGAAGCUUGGAUGAGACCAUUUAUGAGUCUGAUAUUGGUUUGCCCAUGCUUCCAGAUGCAGUGGUCAGCGGACAAACCCCUAUACCAGAAAGCAUAGUGGAGAUGGAUGUUACUCACAAGAGUGCAGCUGAUGAAGCCGCUCUUGGGCUGGGGCCAUACGUGAACCCCAAUGAUGUGCAGACGUCCAACGGGACCUGUAUGGAGAACCCAUCCAUACCAGAGAGAAAACCCGAAGAUCCGAGUGUCCUGGGAAAACAAAAGCCGGUCGGUGUCAAACAGCCACACUGCAGUCACAAUAACACAGCUGCUGUUUGUAGAAAAACUGACGACGAAGAAAAGCAGCACGCUGUAGUCAAAACAUCCCCCAAAGCUAAGCAAGAACUGGCAUCUAACAAGAACAAGGACUUAGUUCCAUGUAAAACGAUGAAGGACCACAAAGUGACUCAAUUAAAGCCAUCCAAAAGUAUUGAACGAGGAGACCUGCACAAACUGAAAUCCCUCAAGGAUAAACUGGUUGUUUCAUCCUUGAAAAGGCCUUCAGAAGUUGCUCAAAGCCAGCACGCUGCCAAAAUGCAAAAGGUCCAUGGCCCAGCUGACAUUAAAGCGGGGCCAAAAUCUCCAGUUUCUCCAACAAAGAAGAUCCAAGUGUCUGGCAGCCGUCCUGGAGAUCACCAGGGAUCAGCCAAGUCAAAUGCUCCCCACCACGUCUCCAAAGUUGAACCGGCUCACCACGCGCACAAUCAUCCGGGCAAUUCUUUAAAAAAAACCCAAGAGGCAGGGAAUGACGAUUUUAAACUGAAAAAGCUGGAAAAGAUUCUUCAAAGACAGAAAAGUAGAAACUCAAGAAGCAUUUCUGUGGAGGAACCUCAACUUUUCGUUCCAGAUAACGCUCCUGCUGUGAAGAAGGAAGCUGCCGAGGAGCAACCAGCGACCAGUGAGUGUGUCUGGGAUGGCAACAACUGCUGUGGUCUGUGCAAAAAACACCACAACAACAUGUUUAUGGUUGGUUGUGGUCGCUGUGACGACUGGUUCCAUGGUGAUUGCGUUGGUCUCGACUUGGCCAAAGUGCGCGAGAUGGAGGAGGAGGACCAGAUGUAUGUGUGCUUGAAAUGCUGUGAGGAGGAAAGCAAGAAGGUGGAGCCUGAACCCCAGACUGCUGCCAAGCCAGAGACUCAAGCAAAGACUCAGGUACACGAUCACAAGCUGCCUCCUAGAGCCCACCCAGGAUCCUCCCAGACUCCUCCACCAGGGGGGGUCAGACCUGUAGGAAAUCUAACUCAUCCUCUGAUAUUAUUCAUAGCCAGUGUUACCAACCUUACAACGGAUCCAGAAAGAAGACAUUCCACAGGAGCCAGAGAGGUCGCUCAGAAAACAGGUGGUCAGCACAAACAUGAGAGCAAAAGCAAGGCCACAGCUUUGGCUUCAAAAAAACCCGUGUCCGUGGAGGCGAUUCGACGAAGUGUGCGAGAUUCUCUGAAAGACAUCCUCACCCAAAGGUUAAAAGAGUCAGAUUUACACAUUUCAGUGGAGAGAGCCUCUGAGGUUGCCAAGAAGACUGAGAGAGAGCUGUUCCAUCUCUUUAAAGACACUGAUCACAAAUACAAAAACAAGUACAGAAGUUUAAUUUUCAACCUCAAAGAUACAAAAAAUAACGUCCUCUUUAAAAGGGUUCUCAAAGGAGAAAUCUCUCCUGCUAAUUUAAUCCGUAUGAGUCCAGAGGAGCUGGCCUCGAAGGAGUUAGCUGCCUGGCGACAAAGAGAAAACAGACACACAAUUGAGAUGAUUGAAAAAGAGCAGAGGGAGGUAGAGAGGCGACCCAUCACUAAAAUCACUCACAAAGGGGAAAUUGAAAUUGAGAGCCAGGAACCGUUGAAAGUAACGGAGCCGGUCGAGCUUGAGCUUCCUCCCGAAGUGACUGAAGUCCCAGCAGAAACUCCCAAAACUCCAGAGAAAAAAGCCGAACAGACCAAGAAAGAGAAGGACACUACAAGCCAGCACAAGUCUCACCUUUUUGACCUGCACUGCAAAAUCUGCACAGGCCGCAUGGUCCCCCCAGCAGAAGAGGGACCAAGCAAAGCAGCCAAAGUUGCCACCACAGUGGUUCGGAGGCAGUCAACCAAAUCCGAGGAGGGACAAGUUGCAAACCCCCCAGCAAUCGACGAUGACCUACACCUCUCUGUUUUAGAGGAGAGCUUCCGAAAUGCCAAGUCAGGGCUUGAUGCCAGAUCGGAGCACGCAAGUGGAAGGGAUGGAGAGGCUGCUUUUCUUUUCAACCUGAAGCCGCUGUGGCGAGGAUUCAUUCACAUGCACUCUGUGGCUAAACUUGUGACAAGAGCUUUUCCUGUUUCCGGAGUCUUGGACAGUUUGAAAGAGGAUCUCCCUGACAGCAUCCAGGUUGGAGGCAGGAUAAGUCCACAGACAGUGUGGGACUACCUAGAGAAGAUUCGGGCAACUGGAACAAAAGAAGUUUGUUUGGUUCGCUUCACACCCGAAACGGAGGAAGAUGAGAUCUCCUACACCCUCCUUUAUGCCUACUUCAGCAGUCGCAAGCGUUUUGGGGUAGUGUCCAAUAACCUGAAACAAGUGAAGGACAUGUACCUCAUUCCUUUGGGCUCUGUGGAGAAAGUUCCUCAUCAGCUUGUUCCCUUUGAUGGACCAGGUUUGGAGAACAGCCGCCCCAAUCUGCUGCUGGGACUCAUAAUUCGCCAAAGGCCAAAAAGGGAGUUUCUCCCAGUGGAUGCGAAUGAAUCUGUAAAGAUUGUUCCUGAAACCAAGCCCAUCGCUGUUCCAUCCAAAUCUACCAGAGAAACAGAGGAGGAGGAGAAACAUUUCCUGUCUUCCUUGAUGCCUACCAACAAGAAAGAUGUGGACAGGCCGCUGGACAGCACUGAAGACGAGUCGGUUGCCGAGUCUUUCGAAGAGCCACCUGGAGCAGAGGAGCCUGGCAGUCAGGAACCACUGAAACCCCUUCGCUUUCUCCCAGGUGUGUUGGUGGGCUGGGGUGGAAAGUUGCCACCCCUGCCAGACUUUAGCGAUAAACCUGUGACCGCAGGAGAUGACGUGGUGAAGAUCAAACCUGCUUCGAAAUCAAACGCCGUAGCUGAGAACUCCAAAGGUCCUACAGCUGCGGCUCCUCGCUUUGUCAUCAAGAAGAAAGAAGCGAAACCUAAUAAAGCCGAAGCUGAGGUAAAAGUUUCUGCUCCAAACAACUCUGUAGAAAAGGAUCCUGCAGUAACGGUCCAUCACGCAUCCGUCACACUAAAGGAUAAACCCCCAGAUGUGUCAACUGAAGCAUUCCUGGCAGGCUUGUCUGCCGCUGCAAGUGCUACUAAGAGUGGCGCUGCUGUCUCCGCAAACAGCGAUGCUGGCCUUUUGUCUGAAAGUGAAAAACCCACUGAAGGAAAUUCAUCCUCAGAAUCCCAGGCAGCUUUAGAUCACACAAAUAGCUCAAAGCCUCCUUUAAGUGGAAUUCUGAAAAAAUCUGCAUAUUCCUCUGUGCAGGAAGACAAAACAAUGGUGCUGCACAAAGAUAAAGCCAGCCUGCCAAAUCCGUCAAGUCCUAAAGCGGUUCCUAUGAGCAGCAUUAAAAGUGAACCAGUGUUGCCUUUUCAUCAAGGAUAUUUGCAGCUCUCCCAGGCAAGAACAAAAGACCAAAACCAGACUGCUUUGGCAUCGUUUCUCACUAAAAAGAGCAAUCCUGGGACAGGCCAGGCCGCCACUGCAGAAAAGCAAACACUGCAUUGUGCUAAAGCUCAAGCAGAGGGCAGCACUGAAGCUUCUGGGCCCCAAAAUGACCCCGGGACAGAACAGGGCGUCUCGGCUCACGACAGCGGACCUUUGCAGGAGCAGCUUCACAGGAGCGGCGAGGCCUCAGAUGUUCUACCGUCUGACACCAGCUCCACCCCACAGACGGAUGACCAGCAGUCGCAGAGCCAAGACAGCCAGUCUGAGCUUUCUGGUCAAAGCCCGCCUCUGGCCAAAGACUACAAACACCAACACGAGCAAUACAGCGACCCGUGGGAGAGGCCGCACAACUCGGAAGACCGAGAUCACUACGGGAGGCACAGCCACCACAGGGAGUCCCAUCACGGCAAAAAAAGCCGGCACCACGACAGAGAGAAGAAGAACGACUAUGGCCAUGAAGACAAGCACAGGGACAGGAGCAGGCAUCAUGGACACUCGGAUGACCGCCGCGGCGAGAGGAGGAAAGAGAGAUACCACUGCGAAGAUAACAGCAGCCGUCACAAGGACAGACACCAUCACAGACGGGAAUCCGAUUAUGAAAACGGACGAAGAAGUUACUCAUAAAACCAUUUUUUUUCUUUUUUGGGAUAAAGACAGCUGUAUUUUUAUCUGUUAUACAUUCAUAUGCAUCGCCAUACAACUUCCACCUCUGAGUAUGGACUGCUUAUGCUUUGAGAGUGGAGAAGAGACUAUUAACACUUUUUGUUUUUUAAUUCCGACCAAGAUAAAAACUCAACUUUCAUUUAAUCUUUUUAUUGUAAAUAGUUUUACACAAAGCUGCUGGUUUGAUGACAUUUCUAAGCCACCUGAAAAAAACAAAGGUGUAUUUUAGUGGAUGACUGAGAAAAACUUAAACUUGUGGCCUAAAUGUACUGAACAUAUUUAAGGAAAACAUUCAAACAGCAGCCGACUUUUGUUCUCAAAUUACCUUCUUUUAAUAUUUUAUAUGCUUACUUUCCAUUGAAUGUACAUUUUGACCUGUAAUAUACAUUAGAGAUAAGUGUGCCUUUGCACUUUGUGUUUGUGUACAUUUGGUAAUAAAACUAAUCCUCUUUUUUUU
Messenger RNA from Oryzias latipes (Japanese medaka), 5672 nucleotides. It is a transcript of the gene phf3, whose product is annotated as PHD finger protein 3. NCBI's taxonomy places the organism in Eukaryota, Metazoa, Chordata, Actinopteri, Beloniformes, Adrianichthyidae. The record is from RefSeq and is a predicted model, not a curated record. Gene Ontology annotation, biological process: DNA-templated transcription. Gene Ontology annotation, cellular component: nucleus.